This is a messenger RNA of Cygnus olor (mute swan), 1289 nucleotides long. It is a transcript of the gene LYRM9, whose product is annotated as LYR motif containing 9. Bases 809 to 1093 code for a protein of 94 amino acids. The transcript has 7 exons. NCBI's taxonomy places the organism in Eukaryota, Metazoa, Chordata, Aves, Anseriformes, Anatidae. The record is from RefSeq and is a predicted model, not a curated record.
GCGCGUACCUCAGGCGCUGCCCCGCGGGCCCGGAGCCGCUUCCCGCGCACGGCCGGGCCGCCUCACGGCGCCUCACGGCUGGGCCGGUCCCGUCCCGUCCCGUCCCCGUGCCCCCGGAGCCGAGCGGAGCGGGACCGUUGCAGCGGCAGCCGCCGGGAGCGGCGGGGCUGAGCUCGGCGGGGACCCCGCGGCUGAGCAGCCCCGAGCCGGGCCGGGUCGCGCAGGGCCCCGGCGGCGCCCCCGGGCUCCCGUCAGGCGCCGGCCCCGUGCCGGGCGCUGCUUCCCGCCCAGCCGCCGCCUCAGCGCCGAAGUCCGUGCUGGUGAGGGGCGGUGCGGAUCCGCUGGGUUCGGCUCCCUCGUGCCGUUAGUCCGUGCAGUGCCGGUCUCUUGCUUACUGUUGGACUUCAACAGACCUAAUCCGUGAAGAUAAUUAAAGUUCCUUUGCUGAAUGCUGAUGGAAAUGAGCCUGUUCAAAAUGCGGUCUGCCAGUUUUAAGCAGAGUGGUUGUGCCAGUCACAGAUGGAUUUAAAAGAAUAGCCUCAUGUAAACAAGAAAAGAAAGGAAGAUUCUCCUGAGAGCAGGAAGCUCCACUUUAAAGUAUGUCUGUUAAAUCCUGUGGCCUGUGGAACAUCCAUCAGACCUUUCUGUGAAUUCUUCAUAAGGAUUAAGUAAUAUCAAGUGACUUUCUAAAAUCAAGAAUAACACUCAGUUUCCGAAUGCUGCUAUCCUAUCACCACUGCCUUCUAUUGCUGUUACCUGUAAUGGAGGAAACUGCAGGAAGCUGACAGUAGCUGAUCCUGUCAAGUACAUGCAGUGCAUCCACGCAGCAAAAUCAAUUACGCUAAAAAACGUGAUAAUGGCUCCACUACCCAAUGCUGAAUUAGUUCAGAACUCUUUGCAAUUAUAUCGUUACCUGCUUCGAUGCUGUAAGCAACUUCCUGAAGAGAAUAUUCGUCAGCAUUACAGACAUGCAAUCAGGCAGAGUUUCAAAGUUCAUGCGGAUGAAGACAAUCCUGAAAGGAUCCAGCAAAUUAUUAAGAGAGCCAUUGAAGAUGCCGACUGGGUCAUGAAUAAAUAUAAAAAACAGAAGUAGAAGAAGGAUGAAGACAGAAAUGUCAUUGGUGCCUGCCCCCUGUGACCCUAGGCUCUAAAAUCCCAUGAAAACAGUUGCCAUUCAGACGGGUUCUGUGCACUCCAUGGUAUGAUCACUGGAAAUAUGUAGUCUUGUGCAGAUAUAAAGGCUUUCACAGCUUUUUGCAAUGUGUAAUAAAUGGCAUUUAAAAACAUGA